Geodia barretti is the source of this 756-nucleotide messenger RNA. The record is from the annotation of a GenBank genome assembly. Lineage: Eukaryota; Metazoa; Porifera; Demospongiae; Tetractinellida; Geodiidae.
AUGACUAAGAGAAUGAACCUUGGCGCUAUCCUUAUCGCCGCGGCCCUCGCGGUGGUGCCGCUCUCGGUGCGGGCGGACAGCCCGAAGGUUGUCCUGGAACUGUUCACGUCCCAGGGCUGCUCGUCGUGUCCGUCUGCCGAUGCGUUCCUCGGGGAGUUGGCGGAGACCCGCGACGAUGUGGUCGCGCUCUCGUUCCACGUCGACUACUGGAACUACAUCGGCUGGGAGGAUCGGUUCGCGACGGCGGAGACGACGGCGCGGCAGAGGGACUACGCGCGUGCUCUCGGCGUCGCCUAUGUUUACACACCCCAGCUCGUGAUCGACGGGGCGCGCCAUGCGGUGGGGUCCAACAAGCAGGCUGUGACCGACGCGAUCGCCGUAUCGAAGGCCGUGAAAGCGAGGCGGGUAGCCGUGGCGCUCACAUCAAGCGCGUCCGACCGCCUCACGGUCGAAAUCGGCCACUCCGAUGGCUACUACGGGGACGCCACGGUCUGGCUUGUGUCCGUCGAUCGGCAGCAUACGACGACGGUCGAUGCCGGCGAAAACCGGGGGCGCACAUUGGUCAAUUAUAACGUGGUGCGCGAUUACCGCCCCAUCGGGAGGUGGACCGGCGGCGCCAUGACCUUCGAGCUCGGGCCGGACGAGCUGUCAAGCGCGGCCGAAGGCAUGGGCGACGGCUGCGCCGUCCUCGUCCAGGAAAAUCGCGGCAAAGGCCGCAUCAUGGGCGGGGACCUGGUCUGGCUCGACGAGAGCUGA